AUGUGGGUCCUGGCCCUGAUCUUCCUGGCAGCAGCCUGCGUGUUCUCACUAGGGGUCACUCUGUGGGUCAUUUGCAGCCAUUUUUUCAUUGUGCACAUCCCUGCAGCGGUUGGCCACCCUGUGAAACUGAGAGUCCUCCAUUGCAUCUUCCAGCUGCUGUUGACAUGGGGGAUGAUGUUUGAGAAGCUCAGAAUCUGUUCUAUGCCCCAAUUUGUCUGUUUCAUGCAAGAUCUGCUUCCGCUAAAGUACGAUCCCGAUGUUGUGGUCGUGGAUUUCCUCUUUGGGACAAUCCCUGUGAAGCUGUACCAGCCCAAGGCAUCCACUUGCACCCUGAAGCCUGGCAUCGUGUACUACCACGGUGGUGGGGGCGCCAUGGGGAGCUUGAAAACCCACCAUGGCAUAUGCUCUCGUUUGUGCAAGGAGAGUGACUCCGUGGUUCUGGCAGUUGGUUACCGCAAGUUACCUAAGCAUAAGUUUCCAGUGCCAGUAAGAGACUGCUUGGUGGCCACCAUCCACUUCCUGAAGUCCCUGGAUGCAUAUGGAGUGGAUCCAGCCCGGGUUGUGGUCUGCGGUGACAGUAUCGGAGGGGCAAUAGCCGCAGUGGUUUGUCAAAAACUUGUGGACAGGCCAGACCUGCCCCGGAUCCGGGCUCAGAUCCUGAUCUAUGCCAUUCUCCAAGCCCUGGAUUUACAAACCCCUUCAUUUCAACAGAGGAAAAACGUCCCACUGCUCAUCUGGAGUUUCCUCUGCUACUGUAUUUUUCAAAACCUGGAUUUCAGCUUCUCCUGGCAAGAGGUCAUCAUGAAAGGUGCCCAUUUGCCUGCCGAAGUCUGGGAAAAGUACAGAAAGUGGUUGGGCCCAGAAAACAUCCCUGAGAGGUUUAAGAAGAGGGGUUACCGACUGAAGCCCCAUGAGCCCAUGAAUGAAGCUGCUUACUUGGAAGUAAGUGUUGUCCUGGAUGUGAUGUGCUCGCCCCUGAUUGCAGAAGAUGAUGUAGUGUCUCAGCUCCCAGAAACCUGCAUCGUGAGCUGUGAGUAUGAUGCUCUCCGGGACAAUUCACUGUUGUACAAGAAGAGGCUGGAAGACCUGGGAGUGCCCGUGACCUGGCACCAUAUGGAGGAUGGUUUCCACGGAGUGCUCAGCACCAUUGACAUGAGCUUCCUGCACUUUCCCUGCUCCACGAGAAUUCUGAGUGCAUUAGUUCAUUUUAUAAAGGGACUGUGA
This is a messenger RNA of Pongo pygmaeus (Bornean orangutan), 1224 nucleotides long. RefSeq names its product arylacetamide deacetylase like 3 (gene AADACL3). Gene Ontology annotation, molecular function: carboxylic ester hydrolase activity. The coding region runs from base 1 to 1224 and encodes 407 amino acids. Gene Ontology annotation, cellular component: membrane. The record is from RefSeq and is a predicted model, not a curated record. The transcript has 4 exons. NCBI's taxonomy places the organism in Eukaryota, Metazoa, Chordata, Mammalia, Primates, Hominidae.